This is a messenger RNA of Heterostelium album PN500, 144 nucleotides long. RefSeq lists its product as uncharacterized. Bases 1 to 144 code for a protein of 47 amino acids. The record is from RefSeq and is a predicted model, not a curated record. The transcript is spliced from 5 exons. NCBI's taxonomy places the organism in Eukaryota, Evosea, Eumycetozoa, Acytosteliales, Acytosteliaceae.
AUGGAACAUACAUUGAUUGAAACCAGUCUUUUUAUAGUUGAUCGUAGUGGUAGAGUGGUUGAUAACUCAACAUCAUGCUGUGUUAAUUCUACUGCUUCAUUUAAAUUUAUUUAUUGGGCAAUUGAGAACAGAAUUUUAUUAUAA